UUAUCAAUUUGACUCAGAAAUAUAGAGACGGUAGGUAAAUCUUAUACUUUAAUAAAAUAAUAACGAAGGAGCUUCAUAUGUCAACUGAGGAAACGGGAAGAUAAAUCAGACAAGGAGCGGUAUCUUCUCUGUUCUCUAAUCUCCUGUGUGGAAAAAAAAAACAAAUUUUCGACACAUCUUUCACACAGCUUGAAGCUGUGACUGCAGAAAUGGCCAGAGUUAUUAAGUUCGAAGAGGUGGCUAAGCACAAAGAGAGGGACGAUUGCUGGCUUGCAAUCUUUGGCAAGGUGUAUGAUGUGACUUCAUUUCUUGAAGAUCAUCCUGGGGGUGACGAAGUCCUGCUAGCUGCUACUGAGAAAGAUGCAACAAACGACUUUGAAGAUGUAGGCCACAGCGAUGCUGCAACAGAGAUGAUGGAAGAAUACUAUAUUGGUGACCUUGAUAGCACUACCGUUCCACCAAAAAAGAAGUACAAGCCACCCCAGCAAAUAGCACAUAAACCUGAAGACUCUGGAUUUGCAUUGAAGAUUAUGCGAUUCCUGGUGCCACUGUUGCUCUUGGGUAUUGCAUUUGCUCUGCGAUUUAAUGCAAAGAAAGAGGACUAGAUGGAUCAUGGUAUGAAGUUGAGAAAGUUAGCUCAUGUUACAUUGAUAAUAAUAGCCCGAUAAGUAUAUUUGUAGGAUUUCAAUUGGCACUUUUCAUUGGGUUUGAUCUUAGUGUGGUUGUAUCUUUGAUUGCUAAUAACAAUGGAUUGGUUAUCUCA
Messenger RNA from Mangifera indica (mango), 763 nucleotides. Its product is annotated as cytochrome b5-like. The record is from RefSeq and is a predicted model, not a curated record. Lineage: Eukaryota; Viridiplantae; Streptophyta; Magnoliopsida; Sapindales; Anacardiaceae. Gene Ontology annotation, cellular component: membrane; intracellular membrane-bounded organelle. Gene Ontology annotation, molecular function: heme binding. The transcript has 4 exons. Bases 210 to 605 code for a protein of 131 amino acids.